Messenger RNA from Camponotus floridanus (Florida carpenter ant), 3510 nucleotides. It is a transcript of the gene scaf6, whose product is annotated as calcium homeostasis endoplasmic reticulum protein. Gene Ontology annotation, molecular function: RNA binding. The coding region runs from base 169 to 2544 and encodes 791 amino acids. Gene Ontology annotation, biological process: RNA processing; intracellular calcium ion homeostasis. The record is from RefSeq and is a predicted model, not a curated record. Lineage: Eukaryota; Metazoa; Arthropoda; Insecta; Hymenoptera; Formicidae. Gene Ontology annotation, cellular component: perinuclear region of cytoplasm. The transcript is spliced from 8 exons.
CGCCAGAUCGUAAUGGCGACGUUUAGCGCGUUGUCGGGUCCGCCGUGAGUGAAUAAUGUUUCGCAAAACAGUAUUUCGUUCAUGCACGGGACAACGACCAAGCGAGUGAGCACGUAACGUUUUGACGGGUAGUUUUAACAGGACAUCGGUAAUCGAGCGCCCGCCAUCAUGGAUCAGGCUCCCGCAGACACAGAAUUACGGAACAUCAUAGACAAACUGGCGCAGUUUGUCGCUCGCAAUGGACCAGAGUUUGAGCAGAUGACAAAAAACAAGCAGAAGGACAACCCGAAGUUUAGUUUCCUGUUUGGGGGGGAGCACUUCAACUACUAUCAAUACAAAGUGACUACAGAACAAGCCAUUUUAAAGCAAAAAGGAAUAAAUCCAAUGCAAAAUGCAGACCCACGUUUAAACGUUUCGCAGCAGCAGCAAACAGCCGCAAACGCCGUCUCGCAGCCACUGAAUAACGUCAAUCUUACGUCCGGUCUGAGUACACAAAACAAUGGCAUAAACCCAGUGGUCGGGAUCGGAAGUCAGGGCGGUCCCGUUUUGCCUGGACAAAUCGGAGGGCCGGGAAAUGCAGGGCCGCCAAUCGGACCGGUUUCUGGCGCCAUGGGAGGUGUGAAUCCGCCGAUCGCCGGAGUCGCGCAAACGGUUAACAUCGCGGGUCCACCCGCGUGGCUGCAGAAUGAACUGGCGAAUCUACAGUCGCAGCAGACGACGUUGCAGGAACAAGUUAGACAAUCAGAACAGAACCUGGCUGCGCAGCACGCUGCAUUGAUGGCGCAACAGCAGGGAAGAGUAGAGGAUGCAGUGAGGCAGGCGCAGGAACAGGCUUUGCAAAACAGUGCGCAAAAUACGAACACAGAUUUGGCUGCGUUUGACACGGUGUUACAACCGAUCAUCGAUAGCUGCACAAAGGAUAGCAUAAGCGCUGGAAAGGCCUGGAUACUUCAGAAUUCACUUACUCCACAAAGCAAUCAAGUUGUCGCGGAUCAUUUGCUAAAAAAAGUUAUUCAGGGGACAACCUUUAGUCAUAAACUACAUAUUAUUUAUCUGGUGAAUGACGUCUUACAUCAUUGUGCAAGAAAAAAGUCUAUGGAUCUGCGAAAAGCGAUGGAAAGUGUUGUUGUUCCCAUGUUCUGUAACACCUCACUAGCAGCAUCCGAGGAACAACUUAAUAAGUUGAAUAAACUGUUGAGUUUGUGGGAGUCAAAGAACAAUUACUUCGAUGAAGGGAUUAUAGAUAAGUUGAAAAAACCGAGCGCAUCUUGGUCAGAAUACCAGGCUAAUUUGGUAGCGCAACAUGCCACAGCGAUUACUCCAAUUACAGCAUCAACGAAACAGACAUUCGAUGGUUAUCAGGCGCAACAUCAAGCGUUUGUCACUCAUGCACUGAGACAGAUUCAGAAUAUCGAGCAACAAAAGAUGGCAAUAGAUCAGCAAUUAAAAGCACCACCGCCGCCGCCACCACCUCAAAUGAAUCAGCAGAAUAUAUCGAUACCGCCUAGUCAUUCUGGUCCUCCCGGUACAAUGGGCACAGAUGUGAACUUCAGUCAACCACCACCAGGAUGGGGUGUCCCACCAUCGAACGAACCGCCGCCAUUUAGUAAUGUGCCCUUGCCAGACUUUUCGAAGCCACCGCCAGGAUUUGGACCGCCGCCUGUUAUUCAUGAGCCCUCCGUAGAGGAUUUGAUGCCUAGUAUGCCUUACUUCGAGCUUCCAGCUGGUUUGAUGGUACCUCUGAUAAAACUAGAAGAUGGUGAAUAUAAACCAUUGGAUCCGGAUGCAAUAAGACUUCCACCACCAGCUCCACCGAAUGAUCGUCUAGUUGCAGCUGUGGAAGCAUUUUAUGCGCCGCCAAAUCAUGAUUCUCCUAGAGAUAGUGAUGGAUGGGAAAAAUUAGGUUUAUACGAGUACUAUAAGGCGAAAAAUGCUUCUCGCAAGCGUAAGGAAGAGGAUAUUGUCGCUGGGAUUAGACAAAAAUCGAAAUCUCCUUCGCCGAUUCUACGGCCGAGAUCCAAGAGUCCUAGUCCGCCAAAGAAACGCUACAGGAGUAAGUCGCGCAGUAGAUCACGCUCGCGAUCACGUGGCAGAAGUAGAUCGAGAUCUCCUGCGGCCAAUCAUCGACGCAAUAGUCGUAACAGCAAUCACAUCAGUAGAAGCCGAAGAAGGAGGAACAGUAAUAAAGAUCGUAGUCCCGAUAGAAGAGUGGAUAGACAAGAUCGAAGUCCAACUCCUCCUAGUUUUCUUGGUUCCACCUAUAGUAAAGCUCCGCAAGAGAUCAGUAUUGACGAAAGCAAUAAAGGACAUCAAUUGCUGAAGAAGAUGGGUUGGGGCGGUGCGGGUCUUGGUGCUAAUGAGCAAGGUAUCGAGGCACCUAUUUCCGGGGGCGAGAUUCGUGAUAAGAACGACCAAUAUAAAGGAGUUGGUAUCAAUUUGAAUGAUCCGUACGAAACUUUCCGGAAGAACAAAGGCCAGGCAUUCAUUACCAGAAUGAAAGCCAGGGCAGAGGAACGAGCCGAGGAAAGAGGAGACCGUGAUUAAGCACGAUUCGAAUGCAAGGUUCGCGGUGCUCUGGGAAUGGGACGAAUAUCUUGGCAUGCGACUUGAAGAUAAAUCUCAUAAUGAAAGUUCAUUCGCAGUUCCAGGAGCAUUUAUGCGAUCGUUUACAAGAAUUAAUUUCGAAAAUCGAUACAAGGUUGAUUUUCUCUAUUCUAUGAUUUCCCUCUCCAUCCCCAUUUUUAUUCCAAAAAAGUCAAGCGCUCUGUUUUAUUUUGUUCAUUCGCUUUCUCACUCGAAUGGUUAUGCAAUUUGAAUAGUGAGAGAAUAAUAAAGAAUGAAAAAGCUUAAUUUAGAGGAAAACAGAGAAGAGAGGAAAUUGAUCAUACUUUUUUGUCUUUCGUUAAUCCUAAACUCGUUGCGCAUGUCGAUUUUUGAAUGGUCAUAGAUGGACGCUGAUUGUUUUACGCUGAAACCACAUCGAUUAUUUUUAUCGAUAGUUUUGUAACCUGAAUGUUACUGAAGCGAUAAUUAUGAAUUUUACGUGACGCAAAAUUGUAUAUUUUUGACAUAGAAUUACAGACAUUAUUUAUUUCAUAUUUAAUGUAAUCUAUAUAGAUACAAUGAAAUAAAUAUUAAGUCUGGUACAAGUAUGAAAUUUUGAUAAAAAAAAAUCGAGACAGUCUCUAUAUAGUUAUGCAUGAUCUCGUAUAUCGAAGAAGAUUAAAAGGAUUCAAGCGCGCAACGUCAACGUCCGUCGACAGAAAAAAAUCUUGGAUCCUGUUUAACUUUUAAUCAUAUUUCACGCAUAACGAUUCAAUUUCGUUCCAUUUUUACAUAUUAUUGCAGAAUACUAUGCAAUUACAAAAGUGUAAGUUGUUUCGUGCCGUCAUCGCAUGAACGUGAGAAAUAUGUGAGAGCUAAAAAUACUUGUAUUUAAUAAGUUAACAAAUGAUUAUAUUGGAUACACGACGAUAGCUCAAAAAUAAAAGCUGUACAUUUAUUACGAAA